Messenger RNA from Tricharina praecox, 1702 nucleotides. Its product is annotated as methionine aminopeptidase 2-like protein. Gene Ontology annotation, molecular function: metalloaminopeptidase activity. Gene Ontology annotation, biological process: proteolysis. NCBI's taxonomy places the organism in Eukaryota, Fungi, Ascomycota, Pezizomycetes, Pezizales, Pyronemataceae. Bases 137 to 1459 code for a protein of 440 amino acids. The transcript is spliced from 6 exons. The record is from RefSeq and is a predicted model, not a curated record.
CUCAGUGCGGAGCCACAACACCUCAAUUUUUGCCCCACCUCAACUCCAACCACGAGCGAGCGGACAACUCAUUACUAGCCACGAUCGAUUCCCCACAACACUACACGAAACUACACGACACUAUACUACGCUCGCAAUGGCGGAAAAGGUCGACGAUGUUGCUGCGCAGAUGGAGGAGGUGAAGUUGCAGAACGGUGGCACCGAUGCACAGAAACACGAGAACGCUGCUGCUGCUGCGGAGGACGAGUCCGCUGACGAGGAGGACAGCGCUGCCGCUGGCGAUGCUACGGCCAAAAAGAAGAAGAAGAAGAAGAAGCCCAAGAAGAAGAAGGCGUCUGGCUCAGCGAGCGUGCAGAGCGACCCACCGCGGGUUCCGGUCGACCAGCUGUUCCCGCAGGGCGUGUACCCGAUCGGCGAGGAAUGCGAGUACGCCGGCGACAACCUGAAGCGGACGACGGACGAGGAGAAGCGCCACCUGGACCGCAUGAACAACGACUUCCUGGCCGAGUACCGCAAGGGCGCCGAGAUCCACCGCCAGGUGCGCAAGUGGGCAAAGAAGGAGAUCAAGCCCGGAAUGACCCUGACGCAGAUCGCAGAGGGCAUCGAGGAUUCUGUUAGAGCGCUCACCGGUCAUGAUGGCCUCACCGAGGGCGACUCGCUCCUCGGUGGAAUGGGCUUCCCCUGUGGCCUCAGUCUGAAUAACUGUGCCGCGCAUUAUACUCCUAAUGCGGGAAACAAGAUGGUCCUGAAUUACGAGGAUGUCAUGAAGGUUGACUUCGGCGUGCACGUCAACGGCCGCAUCCUCGACAGUGCCUUCACCGUCUCGUUCGACCCCGUGUACGACCCAUUACUAGCGGCCGUCAAGGAUGCGACCAACACUGGAGUCAAAGCGGCCGGCAUCGACGUGCGGAUGUGCGACAUCGGCGAGCAGAUCCAGGAGGUGAUGGAGAGCUACGAGGUCGAGAUUGCCGGGCAGAUGUACCCGGUCAAGUCGAUCCGCAACCUCAACGGCCACGACAUCCACCAGUUCCAGAUCCACGGCGGCAAGAGCGUGCCCAUCGUCAAGAGCACCGAUACCACCAAGAUGGAGGAGGGCGAGACCUUCGCUAUCGAGACCUUCGGCAGCACAGGAAAGGGCUAUGUCCACGACGAUGGCGAGGUCUCGCACUACGCCAAGAACAUGGAUGCGCCGAAUGUGGCGUUGAGGCUGUCCUCGGCGAAGAAUCUCCUCAAGGUCAUCAACAAGAACUUUGGCACCCUGCCGUUCUGUAGGCGGUAUCUCGACCGCAUAGGACAGGAUAAAUAUCUUCUCGGAUUAAACAACCUCGUCCAGAGCGGAAUCGUCGAGGCAUACCCCCCACUGGUCGAUAUCAAGGGAUCCUACACUGCACAGUACGAACACACCAUCAUCCUCCGUCCCACAUGCAAGGAAGUUGUCAGCCGAGGUGACGACUAUUAGGUGGGUGGAUGGACUGGUUGGACUGGUUGGAUGGAUGGACUGGUACAUACUACCUACAUAAAAAAGCGAUCGUUUAUUCUCCUUUGUUUUUGAGUGGAUGGCUGGCUGGAUGGCUGGAGUACGAAUCUGAAAAAUUUGCGGUGCACAAUGGAUGGAUGGAUGGGCUUGGCUGGAUGGGCUUGGCUGGGCGGAGGUUGGGCUGAGGUUGGGCUGAGGUUGGGCUGAGGUUGGGCUGAGGUUGGG